AUAUUUGGCCACAUCACAUACAAUUAGCUCAACAUGUUCCACCGCCUGACCGCUCGCGCGCGAACUCACUUGCCGACCGCGGCCGCCGCCAUGGGCGUGGGGCUUGGUAUGGGCAUGAUGUCCAACACUCGCCCGUCGGAAGCUCAAUCGGGUGUCCCCAGUUCUCUCAUCAUCCCUGAGAAGCAACCUAAGAUCAUGAACGGGCUCAAGAUCUUCAGCGGCAAUGCCAACACCGAACUGGCAAGCAAAGUUGCCGAACUUGUCGGCGUCAACCUUGGCAAAAUCACUGUCGAACGAUUUGCCGACGGUGAGGUAAACGUCAUGGUCCACGAAAACGUGCGUGGCAAGGACGUGUAUAUUGUGCAACCCACGUGCGUGCCCGUGAACGAAAACCUCAUGGAACUGCUCUUGAUGGUCAGCACCAUGCGACGAGCGUCGGCGCGCCGCAUUACCGCUGUCAUUCCGUAUUACGGGUAUGCGCGUCAGGAUCGCAAGAUGGCCGCGCGUGUGCCGAUAUCUGCCGCUGACGUCGCACGACUCUUGGAAGCAAUGGGUGUCGACCGCGUGAUUGCCGUCGACUUGCACUGCGGUCAAAUCCAAGGUUUCUUCGGGCCUCGCGUUCCCGUGGACAACUUGGAUGGCGGCCUUGUGGGGGUGUCGUACUUUGGCAACAUGGAACUCGUGAACCCAGUCGUGGUGUCGCCAGAUGCCGGCGGUGUCGCCCGCGCCAAGAAGUUCCGCGAGUGGCUCGUGGGCAAGGAAGGCAUUGAGAACGUCGGUCUCGCCAUGAUUAUCAAGCAACGCAUCAAGGCGAACGAAAUCGACCGCAUGGACUUGGUCGGGAACGUCAGCGGGUCCGACUGCAUCAUCGUCGACGAUAUGAUCGACACGGCCGGGACUCUUUGCAAGGCGGCGCAGCACCUGUCGGAUCACGGCGCGCGCAACGUAUACGCGUUCGCGUCGCACGGUUUGUUCAAUGGCCCCGCGAGCGAGCGCAUCACCAAGUCGGCGCUGAAACAAGUCGUCGUAGUCAACACGACGCCGUUGCCGGCUACCUGCGUCGGCAACGACAAGAUCAAGCAGCUCGAUGUCGCGCCCCUCCUCGCUCAAGCUAUCCUCAACAUCCAUGGCAAAAAGUCCGUGUCGCAAUUGUUCAACUAAGCAAGUUGGCCAAAUUGUUGUACAUAUAUAUAGAUUUGCGUGUUCAUGAGCAUGCGUGCUGGGUUGGGCAUGCAUGGCCAACGUCCAGGAUGGCCACCUUGCAUUCGAUGCGAUCCAUGCUUCAUGGAGAUGUCCUCCGGCGUUGCAAUGGAUAAAUAGGUGCUACACCGUGAACGAGUCGGUCUCGACGUCGUCAUGAACCAACAGAGACGCCGUCGCUACACCGGAGGGAACCACUGCGAGUUUGGCAAGCUUCUCGUCCAGGGCUUUCAUCGCGCGUGCCCUGCAGUCCAUGGACUCAUGUGAGUUCACCC
Aphanomyces invadans is the source of this 1475-nucleotide messenger RNA. RefSeq lists its product as hypothetical. Bases 34 to 1161 code for a protein of 375 amino acids. Gene Ontology annotation, cellular component: cytoplasm; ribose phosphate diphosphokinase complex. The record is from RefSeq and is a predicted model, not a curated record. NCBI's taxonomy places the organism in Eukaryota, Oomycota, Saprolegniomycetes, Saprolegniales, Verrucalvaceae. Gene Ontology annotation, molecular function: ribose phosphate diphosphokinase activity; magnesium ion binding. Gene Ontology annotation, biological process: purine nucleotide biosynthetic process; 5-phosphoribose 1-diphosphate biosynthetic process. The transcript has a single exon.